Molecule: messenger RNA, 1382 nt
Organism: Hippoglossus stenolepis (Pacific halibut)
Lineage: Eukaryota; Metazoa; Chordata; Actinopteri; Pleuronectiformes; Pleuronectidae
Gene: atp23
Product: ATP23 metallopeptidase and ATP synthase assembly factor homolog
Exons: 6
Coding region: 163-864 (233 amino acids)
Biological process (GO): mitochondrial proton-transporting ATP synthase complex assembly; mitochondrial protein processing
Cellular component (GO): extrinsic component of mitochondrial inner membrane
Molecular function (GO): metalloendopeptidase activity
Source: RefSeq, a predicted model, not a curated record
AAAAAAUUAGCAAAGAUCCUUUUUUGUUUAGUUUUACCUUUGACCCUUGGUGAGCACGUGACUCUGACAACAGACGACCUCUCUGUGCUAGCUAGAGGAAGCUAACCGGGGGGUGGGCUCGAUGCUAACACUUCCUCAUUGUAGUUAACAUUUCUCACUGUCAUGGACCAGACUAAACAAGAGGAGGAAUAUGGCUACGACUUAUUCCCGGAGAGGAACAGGCCGAAGUUCAAGAAGGGCUCCAUCGCGGAGAGUCUGUUCACGUUCAACCACAAGUGUCAGGUCAUGUUGCAGUUCGCGACGGAAACCAGUCCUUACGCCAAACUCCUCCUCAGUGCCAUGAAAAGCUCAGGAUGCAAAAUAUUUAAAGACCGACAUUUUUCCUGUGAAGACUGUGACGGGACCGUCAGCGGAGGCUUCGAUGCAGCUUCUUCUCAGAUAGUUUUAUGCCAGAACAACAUCCACCAGCAGUCCCACAUGAACCGAGUGGUCACACAUGAGCUCAUCCACGCCUUCGAUCACUGCCGGGCCCACGUGGACUGGUUCAACAACUUCAGACACCUCGCUUGUUCUGAGAUCCGGGCAGCUAACCUCAGUGGCGACUGCUCCUUUAGCAACGAAGUAGCCAGAUUAAACUUCGGCUUGAAGGAGCAUCAUCAGGAAUGCGUCAGAGGCCGCGCCCUCCGCUCCAUCCUGGCUGUGAGGAAAAUUAGCCGAGAGGAGGCGGAGAAAAUAGUGGACGAGGUCUUCGACACGUGUUUCAACGACCAUGCGCCCUUUGGACGAAUCCCGCACAGCAACAAGGACGCCAAGUUUGCCAACAGAGAUUACGAGAGCAGAGAUCGAUACUACGCGAACCUAUAGUGCCGUAACUUUUUCUCAUUUCAUUCCUGAGGCUGCUGGGACUGGCGGCGAUGCUGACAAGAGCUCGGCAGCGUCCGGGCCUCGGUCAGCGCGAACGCCUCCACAGAUUGACUUUGUUUUGAAAACGAUCAUAUCCUUUCAAAAAAGGAUUUUCAGAGAAUGAUUCGUCCUUGGAAAAUUAAAGCAAAAGGAAGGAGCUUCGGUACACUUCAUUUUCUAGCCUACGGACGCUAACUCUGUAAAAAGGGAUUGCAAGGACUGAUUUUGCUCUGCAAGUCAAGUAUUCAUUGAGGCACCAGUGGGUUUUUUUGUCAUUUGAUUUAAGGUGAUAAUUCGGUGCUACGGUUUUCCUUUUCGUCCAUCGAUGUUUGCUGUGAAAUCCUUCGAUGACAAGAAAGGAUGUACAGUGUUUCUCUUGUUGCCGCAAACUUCCACUAACUUCUUGUUAAUAGAGCAGGUAAUGCAUAAAUUAAACAGAAUUAAAUGUAUUAGAAUUAAAGUUUGAUUCCACUGAAAAA